Messenger RNA from Pteropus alecto (black flying fox), 8710 nucleotides. RefSeq names its product WD repeat domain 87 (gene WDR87). Gene Ontology annotation, molecular function: protein binding. NCBI's taxonomy places the organism in Eukaryota, Metazoa, Chordata, Mammalia, Chiroptera, Pteropodidae. The record is from RefSeq and is a predicted model, not a curated record. The coding region runs from base 32 to 8680 and encodes 2882 amino acids. The transcript is spliced from 5 exons.
UCCUGAGGAGGACCAGGUGAUAAUCAAGGUGAUGUCUUCCCCCAGACUCAUUCCCCUGUGGAAGGAUUUUAAAUACCUCAUAAAUGAUAUAUAUCAAAUCAAGCAAACUGUAGAUGACCCAAAGAGUGAGGUCAUUGUGCUGAGUGACCGGUCCCAGAUAUUGUACAAAGAGUCUCGCCAUCCUCAGAAUAUGCCGCUUAUAUGCUAUUACUUCAGUGAUGCCAACUUCUUUGCCUCCCUCUCGUGGGUGUCAACAACCACAAAAGAAAUACAGGCUGUAGUAUGGAUGAAGAGCAAAACUGAGGACAUGGUUGAGAAGAGAACUUUCUCCAUGACCGAACGAUUGCCGCCCAUCCAGUCUAUGGUCCACACAGGUUCCUUUCAUAUCCUUGUGGCCUACUGUGGUGACCUGUUACUGCGGCUCUUUGGGGACCACUUUCGGUCAUUCAAACCCCUGGGUAUAGUGCCCUGCCGCUUCAACAUCAGCUGUCUCUGCUAUGACCCAGAAACAAAGAUGCUUCUGUCAGGCAUCCUGGGGGCAGUGGUCACCUGGAUCAUUGAGCGGAGUGGCAGGGGCCUCCAAAUCGCCCACGUGGUUUCCAUGUCUGGUGAAGAGUUUGUCCAGGACAUUGUGCUGAACGGCCCCGAUGGCUCCCUCCUAGCCCUGUGUGAGACUGUGGUGAGGGUCCUGGAGCGCCAGGGCCUGGGCCAGCUGGGAGAGCUGAAGAGGUUCACUUCUACCACCAGUGGCUCCUCCAUCACCUGCUGCUUCACCUGUUUUGAUCAGGGCUUUCUCUAUGCUGGAAACAAGACGGGGGAAAUCCAAGUAUGGAGCCUCAGUCGGAGCUACUCUCUGCACAGUUUCAAAGCCCAUUCAUCAACAGUGGUAUGCAUCCGCAGCCGGCCGGAAGCCCACACCCUGCUGACAGCCGGCAAGGAAGGCUUCAUCAAGGAAUGGAACCUGACUUCUGGGAACUUACUACGGCAGCUAGAACUUGGCGAGGAACUGUAUCGACUCCAGUUUAUUGAUAACAUUACUUUCUUCUGCCAGACUACCCACUCUUUCUCCUUGCGCCGCCUGCCUUGCUUCUAUAGCCUCUUCAACGUCUGUGGCUCCACUCCAGAGCAUGUGCGUCGGAUCCACUGUGGGAAUAACUGGUUCCGGAUCCUGUGCACUACUGAGGAUGGCUUGUUGCGUUUCGUGUCCCCACUAACAGGGGAUCUCUUGGUCCUCACGUGGCCCUUCUCAAUCGUGGACCAGGCUGUGGACUGGGCCUACGACCCAGAUAAAGAGGAGCUCUUUGUAGCAACAGGUGGCUCAGAGGUGCUGGUAUUUGAUACAACCCGCUGCCCUUGCCCAGCCAAGUAUCUUUUAUGCACUUCGCCAGAUGCUCAGGACCUGGUACAAUGCCUGGCGUAUGGGCAUUUCCACCUGGGUCGGGGUCUAGAAGGACUGAUGUUCUCUGGACACCAGAGUGGCAUGAUAAGAGUGCUUUCCCAGCACAGCUGUGCUCGAAUAGAGAAAUUCAUGCACUUUGGGGCUGUACUGGCACUCUGCACACUGCCCAGAGGACUUUUAAGUGGCCGAGAAAAUGCUCUUCUCUGUUCCUAUGGAAUGGAUGACUAUGUACGCCUAUCAGAAGCUGUGCUUGAAGGGACCAGAGUACAUCUGCGGCCCCUUGCCAGCAUUCUCAGCAGCUGUCACCUAAAACACCUAAUACUCUUGCCAAAGUCUGUGGGUGCCAUCACAGAGACUAACUGCCUGCGUCUCUGGAAGUUCCAUGACAUUCUGGUCUCUGAGACAAAGUUAGGCUCGACAUUCAUAGAGACAUUGCCUCUGCACCAGUGUGCCAUCACAUCCUUCGAUGUAUGCCUGUCCUUGAGUCUUUUUGUUACAGGUGGUAGUGAUGGCUCUGUCCGGAUCUGGAACUUCCACGGGAGACUCAUAGCCAUACUGGACUCGUCACUGCACUUUGGCCCAGUGUGCUUUGCAAAUGACCGGGCUGACCUGCUUGUGACUUUCAACCAGAGUCUUUAUCUGGUAUCCUGUUUACAGCUGCUGCCCCCGACCCUGCUGGUUCGCCUUUCCUUUUUGAGCCUGACAGAUGAAGUGCUAGAGGCCCCUAAGCCUUUCAUACCGAGCUUCUUCUUCUCCUUUGAGACCAUUUUUGUGCCCAAGUAUGUCUACCUUGGACAAGGGCAACAGGAAUUAGUAGGUCUGGAGAAACUUGUCAAUAAGAGGGCCAUUGCCUUUGACCAUGCUGUGCCACACGUCAUCGAAGAAGAUGAGCAAGGGAGUGUUGUAUUAUUGUCUGCCCCAAAACGCGGUUCCUUGGAUGAGGAGAAAACCAAUGUAAAGACUCAGGUCAGCCAACCUUAUCCCCAUUAUGUGGUUUCUCCCCAACUACAGCUGACAACCUGGGAUGGAAUCAACCCCUAUCAGAUACUUAGAUACUACUUUGGUCAUGAGCGGAAAUGGCCCUUAGCUCCUGAUUGCUACAUCCCCAACUCGGUGAUUCGUGCCCGUCUUUGGCCAGAAGGCAGCCCGAUAUACCUACAGUGCAACCUGCACUCACCCAUACGGGAACUGGACUGGGACAAGUCCCAACAAUUCUUUUUCUGGCACCAUAAAGCAAGACUUAUACAUGACAUAAAAUAUUCACAGGAAAAAGAAGAUGAAGACUUCCUAGAAAUGAGAAUGUCCAAAGACAUAACCUACAGUGUCCUUACAGACUCAACAAACCGCAGUUGGCUGGGAAAAAGGAUGAGUGAAAUAGCUAUUAAUAGCCUGAUUGAGACAAUCCUCAACAUCAUGAUCCAUGCUACUCCACUGAAGUACCAAUGCUGUAUUGGUGUGCUGGGGCAAAUCUUUGCCUCUUACCAGGUGUCUCCUUCCCUGCGCUCUGAAACAGCCCAUCGUCUGCUAGAUGAUACAACCAAUUCUAAUCCACUGAUCCGAGAGCUAGCCUGGGAAGGGCUGAAGCGUCUAGGAAUGAUCACUCAUCUCUUUGCCAUGCCCCUGGCCCAAGGGUUAAUGGACAAGGACCAAAGAGUGAGGAAUAAGGCCCUGAGCCUCAUGGUUGACACUGGAGUCCAAACUAAGACCUCACUCUUAAACUUGAUCCAGAACCGGGAGACUUACCAGGAGAUGCAGCAGGAAAUGAUUGGGAAGGAAACUCUGGACCAUUUGCUGGGGAUGCGUGCCACAGAUCUCCAACUCCUUCACACUCAAGUGGAGCAACGACUGAAUGAAAACCUGACCUUGUCACAUGAAGAUGAAAAGCCUGCUUUUUCUUUAGAUAUCUCAAAGGUUUCCAAGCAACAUGAUCUAAUUCCUGAAGAAACUGAAGUUGUCAUCAAGCCCAGCAAAGGCCUAAGACGGGGUCGAGCAGAAGGCAAAAAGCAUACCCGAAAAUUGUUGCGGGUCUUCAAGAAGAUGAAAGAGCCAGGUCCCUUAGAGGGUGAAAGUGAUCAGAAGGAACCUGUGCCAGUGGUGGUGGAGGAUACCGCUAUAUAUCCUACAAGGUCUUCAAUCUCCAGUGUACUAAAGAUUGCAAAAGAUGCUGAACAACAACCUACAGAGAAAGAUGUCUCAAAGGAUGUUGCAGUGACCCUUAAGAUGCUGAGGAAAAUACGUGACAAAAGAGGCAAGAAAAGAACAGUUGAUAAACACAAAAAGAGGCACAAGAAGACAAAAGUUGCUGAUGUUGUUACUGAGGAACCUGUGCCUAGUGUAAAAGAAGAACGAGUUAUGAAGAAGGUGAAAGCCAAAGGGCGGGGUGUCACUGGAGCUCCUGGCCACAGGGUUACCCCUGGAGAUGGCUCAUCAUGGCGGGAUGACCUAUGUCGUCUUAUGACUCUGAGGAUAUCUACUUCCCAAACAAAAAUGUUAGAUGCUCUAAGCACUGACCUAGUGACCAUGUCUAAACAGGUGCUGGAAGACAGGCACCCCAGCUGGGAACUCUUUCAGAAGAUCUGCCCCCUGUUGAAGAAAGAAAGUGAGGUUCUGCUUGAGGACCUUGACUGGGAUGUAGCCUGGCCAGAGGAGAAACCAAUUUUUAUUCAGGAAGAAGCAAUCAGAGUGGACACGGUAAUCACAGACAGCGAAGAGGUACCAAAGGAGCAAGAGCAAGUGCAAAAGAAAGCAAGUGACAUGCAGGACUUAGAGGAAACCCAGGUGAUUCCCAAAAAACGCAAGAAAAAGAAAGUUAUAUUUUUAGAACCAGGCGGCCUAACCAAGGGGAAACACAUAUUAAAGAAAGAGGAGAAAUCCUCUAAGAAACCCUCUAAGCAAAAGAGGAAAGCAGUCCAGAAGGAAAUAAAAGUGGAUAAAAAAGAGAGGGAAAUGACCAAAACAGAGAGAGAUGUGAGUCAGGAAGUGGGAGAAAUGGCCAAACCAGAGGAGAAAGUGGUUGAGCCAAAAGGAGAACCAGUUAUGGAUGAGAGGAAGUCUUCUUGGCAGGAUUGGAAGAUGUCCUGGGAUCAGUGGAAACAGGCAAAUGGUGAGACAAAGAAAUCUUGGAAUGAAUGGAAGAAGGCCUGGGAUAUGGGGCAUCUUGAGAAAGAGGAGAAACCACAAGAAGACAAAGAGAAGCUAUCCCUAGACGAGGAAAAACUGGAUGAGGACAAGAAACUGGGAUGGGAUGAGUGGGCACUGGCCUGGGAAAAGAAGUUGUCGGACAGCUCCAGGGAGCAACCGUUCAAGGAUGAGGAGAAAGUGACCCUGGAGGAAGAAGAGUUGUCUCAGGAGUGGGAAGAAGAAGGAAGAGAAGAAAAAGACGAAGAGGAAGAAGAAAGAGAAAAAGAAGAGCUGGUGACAGAAGAGCAGAGACAGAUCCAGGAAGAAUAUAAACAGGCCCAGGUCGAGAGGAAACGAGCCCAAGCUGAAAGACAACGAGCUCAAGAAGAGAGGAAGCUGGCACAAGAAGAGGAGAAGUUGGCACAAGAAGAGAGAAAACUGGCCCAGGAAGAGAAGAAACUGGCCCAGGAAGAGAGUAAACUGGCUCAGGAAGAUAGGACGAUGGUCCAGACAGAGAGGAAGGUUCUCGAGGAAGAGGAAAACCUGGCUCAAAGAGAGGAGAGAGUAAGCCAAGAAGCAGAGAAAUUGGCCCAGAAAAGGAUGAAAAUGGCCAAGAAAUUGGAGAUACUAGCUAGAGGAGAAGAGAAAAUAGCAAAGAAAGGAGGGAAGCUGGCCGAGGCAAAAAAGAUAUUGGUCCAGAAAAUGGAGAAAGUGACCCAGAAGGAGAAAGAUCUGGCACAGCAAGAAAAGGAACUAGCCCAGGACUUGGAGGAGCUGACAUGGGAAGAAGAGGAACUGGCUUGGAAAGACGAAGAACUGAGUCAGGAAGAGGAGGAACUGGCUAAGGAAGAGGAGGGACUGGUUGAGGAGGAGGAGGCAUUGGCCUGGGAAGAAGAGAAACUGACUAUGGAAGAGCAAAAACUCAUCCAGGAAGAAGAGCUUCUAAUCCAGGAAGAGGAGAAACUGGCCCAGGACAAGGAAAAACUGCCCGAGGAACAGCAAAGACUUGCUCAGAAAAGAAAGCAAUUGAUGGAGAAAAAGGAAAAACUGGCCCAAGAAAUGGAAAAAUUGGUCCAGAAGAAGGCGGAAUUGGCAAACAAAAAGAAAAUACUAGCCCAGAGGGGUAAGACUCUGACUCAGGAAAAAGAGAAGCUGGCUCAGAAGAAGGUGAAAUUGAAUCAGAAGAAAGAGAACUUACACCAGCUCAAAGAAAACCUCGCCCAGAACAGAAAGAAAUUAGUCCAGGUAAAGGAGAAACUGGACACUUACAAGAAUAAAUUGGUUCACAUAGAGGAGAAGCUGAUGGAGGGAAAAAAGGAACUUUUCCAAAAGAAGGAGAAACUGGCUGAGGAAGAGGAAAACCUGGACCAAGAAGAGGAAAAGCUGGCUGAGAAACAGCACAAGCUAGCCCAGGACAAAAUGAAAUUAGCUCUAGAGGCAAGCGCAGUAUUUCAAGAACUGCUCAAAGAAGAGCAGGAUGUUAUUAAGGCAGAAAAAGAACUGGGUAUGGCAAUGAAGAAACUGGCUCAAAAGAAGAUGAAACUGGCUGAGGGAAAGGAAAUUCUCCCUAAGGGAGCGACUAAAGAAACCAAGCCACAGAGGAAACUGAGUAAGAAUGAACUAGAACUGAUGAAGAGGAAAUUGUCACUAGAGGAGGAGCUACUGACGCAUGAAGAUAGGCAACUGGCCACAAAGCAAAAGAACAUUGCAAAAGAAAAAUUAGAACUUACUAGAGGAAAGAGAGUAUAUGCCCAGGAAGAAAGGAAGCUAGCCAAAGUAAUAAGGAAGUUGGCUAAAGAAAAUAUUUCCAUGGAACAAUCAAAACAGAGCAGCAAAAUCUUAAAGGUACUUCAAAAUCUUAUCAAAAAAGAAAGGAAACUAACCCAGGAAGAAAUACAGAUAACAAAGACAAAGAGGUCACUAUCUAUCAAGGAAAGGGGAUUAAGCAAGGAACAAAAUGAAAUUGAUGCCAAAGAGCGGGAUAUUUCUGAGGAACACUCAGAAAUGACCAAAAUUGAGAAGAAACUGGCUGAGAGGCAGAGAAAACUGGCCAAGGAAAUUAGAAAAAUGAUAAAGAAAGAGAAAAAACUAACUGAAGUAGAAAGCAGAUUGGCCAGGCAACACAGAGAAGUCAUACAGGAAGAAGAGGAGGAAGGAAUAACAGAAGAAAAAGAGGUAAUGCCAUUCCUUAAACAAGAGUCAGAAAAGAGUAAAGAGUUAAAGAAAAUUGAUGGGCUGCAGAAAGAGUUUCUCAGUCAAGGGGAUGAGGUGGAAAGUGAAGAGAGCUUUCCUGGAGAAAUAGAGAACCUGUUAAGUGAAGUAGAGCGAGAGAGUUUGUCUGAGGAGCUGGGAGAGGAAGAAGAGGAGGAGGAGGAGGAGGAAGAGGAAGAGGAGGAGGAGGGGGAGGAGGAAGAGAAGGAAGAGGAGGAGGAAGAAGAGGCAGAAAUGUUUGAGGAGGAUGCAAGCAUGUAUGAUGAAAAGAUAGAAAGUUUGAGCGAGAAAGAGGAGGAAGAAGAGAGAAGCUCAUUGGGAGAAGAGAUAGAUAAGGAAAAAAAGAUCUUAAAAGAAAAACUAUUUAAGUUACAAGAACAAAGAAUAAAGGACCUAAGAGGAAGAGAAACACUACCAUCUAUUAGAAAAAGAAUCCCUGAGGUCGAAGGUAGUGUUAUAAACCUGGGAGUUACACAAAGCCCUUCCAAGAAACUGAUCUCAGUAGCUCUAGGGAGGAAAGAGGCUAUGCCAGUGCCAGUGUCUGCGAAACAAAUACCCUGGAAAGAUAAGGCCACAGUACUUGAGACAUCCAGGAAAUUCCCAGAGACAAGGUUUAUGGAAAAACAAGAAGAACUGUUGAAGAAAUAUAAGUCCAUUCCUUUACAAGUUUGGGAUAAGGUUUUAGAGUCACAAGAGCCACACUUAAGGACCCCAUAUUUUUCCCACAUAUUGAGGAAGACCAUGGAAGCUCAAAAACUCCAAGGCAAAACACUAGGGGACAGGUGGCAGUGGCUUUUGAAGCGUCAUCCACCUUUGGUGGGAAAGACUGGAGUACCAUUACCUGUGCCUGAAAUCCUGGAUGAGGAUAUAUAUGAAGACAUAAGCCUCUCAGAGGUGGAGUGGAUCCAUGAUGUCUUAGAACGGAUGGAUGCAGGAGAACAGCUUUCCAGGGACAGUUUCCACAGAUUGUGCCAGCUUCUCAAAGACCUCACCUCAAAAGGAACCUUAGAGUGGAUGCAUCUGGCCAAACUUGAAGCUAUUGUGUACCGUCACAGACAGGUCCUGGAAUCAAGAAGCACGCGUAUCUCAAAAUCCAGCAAGGAGCCGAUGGGUCCAAAAUACCUGAAAGUGAUCCCUCCUAUAAAAGGAAAGGAAAAGGAAGGCUGGCUAAAGCCUUUGGCUGUCCCCACACCAAAGUCCUCAUUAGCUCCCAAGAGGAUUCCAGACCCAAAGGCUGUAAAUUGGCAUCUUCUAGGAGAGCCUUACAGGAGUGCGCGGGCACAGGAGUUAUCUAGUGCUCUCAGGGAGAUGGAGAUGCGGCACUUUUAUCCUGCCCCUAGAGACAUUUUCACAGGUGCCCAUGCCUCUGUGGAAAAACAGACCCUAGCACUGAUGUUUCAGAAGGACUUCUGGGCUUUUAAGGAUAAGGGUAGGUUUCCCAAAUUGCCCAAGGUGGAGAAGAAGGCCCAGCCUAGCUCUAAAAAAAAGGAAGAUGUGCCUCUAUGGGAGACGUUCGUGGCACUGUACCAUGUUUUGCGGAUGUUGCAGAAGCGAUACGCAGAAGACAGUGCUGCUUGGAUGGAACAGUUUUACCAGCUCAUGGACCUGUACCAACUUAAGUCCCCCGGAAUCCGGAGGCUGUUACAGGAGCUGCUACUGAGAGAGGCACCCAAAUCCCAUGAGAUUGUGUACACAGAGGCCCUACGGGACAUGGAGCUAGCUCCCGGGGAGCGGUUGUUGUACCAUCUGUUUUGUGGUGGCUCUCAUAUCCCUAGAGGUCCUCUGGAGUUCCAGGAGGUGGUGCCCCUCCCGGGGCAAAACAACGUGCGUACCAUACUUCCCAUGGGCAUCGCCCAUUACGGGAUCUUAGAACUCGCCUGGAAGAGCCUGCCCCAAGCUGAUAUUCACCUCACCAUGGAACUGCCCCACAUUGUUUCUCCUACCCCCUAAUUUGGGAAUGACUGGAGGUCAGGACUUUUC